This is a messenger RNA of Choloepus didactylus (southern two-toed sloth), 1212 nucleotides long. It is a transcript of the gene CFL1, whose product is annotated as cofilin 1. The record is from RefSeq and is a predicted model, not a curated record. Gene Ontology annotation, cellular component: actin cortical patch; actin cytoskeleton; lamellipodium. Gene Ontology annotation, molecular function: actin filament binding. The transcript has 4 exons. Gene Ontology annotation, biological process: actin filament severing; cell motility; actin filament fragmentation. Bases 155 to 655 code for a protein of 166 amino acids. Lineage: Eukaryota; Metazoa; Chordata; Mammalia; Pilosa; Megalonychidae.
GGGAGCGCCGGAAGCCCGCCCCGCCCCUCAUUGUGCGGCUCCUACUAAACGGAAGGGGCCGGGAGAGGCCGCGUUCAGUCGGAUCUCGGCAGCAGCUGCAGCGGCUCUCGUCUUUUUCGGCCCUCUUUGCUGUCUCCCUUUCGCUUCCAGAAACAUGGCCUCCGGUGUGGCUGUUUCUGAUGGCGUCAUUAAGGUGUUCAAUGAUAUGAAGGUGCGCAAGUCGUCAACACCAGAGGAAGUGAAGAAGCGCAAGAAGGCUGUGCUUUUCUGCCUGAGUGAGGACAAAAAGAACAUCAUCCUGGAAGAGGGCAAGGAGAUCCUGGUAGGUGAUGUGGGCCAUACGGUCGACGACCCCUACACCACCUUUGUCAAGAUGCUGCCAGACAAGGACUGCCGCUAUGCCCUUUAUGAUGCAACCUACGAGACAAAGGAGAGCAAGAAGGAGGACCUGGUGUUUAUUUUCUGGGCCCCUGAGUGUGCACCCCUCAAGAGCAAAAUGAUCUAUGCUAGCUCUAAGGAUGCCAUCAAGAAGAAACUGACAGGGAUCAAGCAUGAAUUACAAGCAAACUGCUACGAGGAGGUCAAGGACCGUUGCACCCUGGCAGAGAAGCUGGGGGGCAGCGCCGUCAUCUCCCUGGAGGGCAAGCCCUUGUGAGCCCCUCCAGCCCCCUGCCUGGAGCAUCCGGCAGCCUCAGACCUGCCCGUGGGGGUUGCAGGCUGCCCCCUUCCUGCCAGACCGGAGGGGCUGGGGGGAUCCCAGCAGGGGGAGGGCAGUCCCUUCACCCCAGUUGCCAAACAGCCCCACCCCCACUCCCUGGACCUUCCUUCUUCCUCCAUCCCUGAUGGUUCUGGCCUCCCCAAACUGCUUUUGAUCUUCUGAUUCCUCUUGGGUUGAAGCAGACCAAGUCUCCCCCCAGGCAUCCCAGUUUGGGAGGGGGACUGUUUUUUUUUUUUUUUAACGAUACCCCUUACUUCCCAUCUGUUCCCCCCCCCCCUUCCCAUGCUGCCAACUUCUAACCACAAUACUGACUCUGUGUUUGUCUGUUUAGUUCUGUGUAUAAAUGGAAUGUUGUGGAGAUGAACCCUCCCUGUGCCCACCAGUCCUUUUCCCCCUUUCCCCUGGUCCUGGCCACUCAGGUGGAAGCAGGACUAGUAAGGAACCCUCAAUUAAAAACAAACAAAAGUCAACAAUAAAAAGCCUCACUAAUGGGA